CGCCGCUGUCACACUCGCUAAAUGCCUUUGGGCACUUCACACCAGUUAAACUAUUACUCACACUGACACAGACCAGCAGAACAAGCAAACAUGGCAAGCAGCAAAGUGUGUCUCGUGGCAUCUCUCUGCUCCCUCGUCAUCCUUACAACCUUUAUCGGCAGCACACAGUCAGCGAGCUGCUGUCUGAGGUACACCAGGCGUCCAUUGCCAUGCAGGCGGCUGCUGGGAUACACGAUCCAGACCAUUAACACUUCCUGCGACAUCAGUGCCAUUGUCUUCCAUGUUCCCGGGAGGUUUGUGUGUGCUGAUCCUUCACAGAAAUGGACCCAGAGAGGGAUGAAGUGUGUGGAUGAAAUGAGGAAGACAAAUGCUCAGAACAUCAAAAAGAGGACUACCACAUCAGCAUAAGCUCAUUACAACAAUGAAUCAAUUUGUUCAUUCCUACACCCAAGAACCUAAUUUGAUACUGUAAAAUAAACUGGUGUUGUUGUUCACAUUUUACACUUUAUUUUAUAAAUUACUGUAACAGGGACUUUAAUAAGAUUUUUGUUCCAUUUGUUUUAUAUUUGUUCUGUUUUAUAAACAGGGAAGAGUAGUAUUCUUAAUACAUGUGUAGUAAACUGUAAGCUAUGGCUACAGUGCAUCAACAAACGAAAUGAAUGAAAACAUUAUUUUACUCAGAGAGAUGGAGUAUGAAACACUAUGUUCCCAAAAUGUUGGAAUUUUUGAUUGUAAUUGAUAUUUGUCAAAGAAUUUAUUAAAACACGUCUGCAUUCA
This is a messenger RNA of Toxotes jaculatrix (banded archerfish), 777 nucleotides long. RefSeq names its product chemokine (C-C motif) ligand 20b (gene ccl20b). Gene Ontology annotation, molecular function: chemokine activity; CCR chemokine receptor binding. Gene Ontology annotation, biological process: neutrophil chemotaxis; cellular response to tumor necrosis factor; G protein-coupled receptor signaling pathway. Gene Ontology annotation, cellular component: extracellular region. The transcript is spliced from 4 exons. The coding region runs from base 91 to 408 and encodes 105 amino acids. The record is from RefSeq and is a predicted model, not a curated record. Lineage: Eukaryota; Metazoa; Chordata; Actinopteri; Toxotidae.